This is a messenger RNA of Echinostoma caproni, 229 nucleotides long. The record is from the annotation of a GenBank genome assembly. Lineage: Eukaryota; Metazoa; Platyhelminthes; Trematoda; Plagiorchiida; Echinostomatidae.
GCUGAGAAUCCCCGCGAGCAAAUGCUUGGCAGGCGCAGCUCCGGUGUCGAGUCGCAACAAGGUCAGACGUCCGGGGUCAAAUCGGGGACUGCUAAUACUUCUGCCGAUGGAACGCAACCAAACGCUCCGAAGAAGUACCGGGAAUUCAAGUUCUAGGCUCCCGUCAUUUUACGAUGAUAUCAACAAACCAUCUGCUCUAACCCUGUGUUUUCAGUUUGUUUGUAUAUAA